AUGAUAAUCUAACCAUUGCAAUAAUUAGUUUUCAUAAACAAAGAUAAAAAUAAUUUUUAAGGAUUGAAUUCCUAACAAAGAAAUAAUUAUAUAGAAGUUCAUUAAUUUACUACAGGUAGAAAAUACUAAAAACCAAAAAAAUUCUAAACUCAACUUCCAUAAAUCGUAAAAGAUGAUACAUAAUAUGAAUUUAGAAUGUUUCAUCAUGUUUAAAAUAUGAAAAGUGCUCACUAUUAAUCUAAAUAUACAUUGUCAAUGGGAAGCAUUCCUAAUCUAAUUUUGCAUACAUAUUUUGAUUAAAUUGUAUUUUAUGAUAUGGCUAAGUUGAAAUCAGAAUCAACUAGAAUAUCACUUGAAGCAAUAGGAUUAGAUGUUUUUGAUAAUAUUUGUGCUGUUGCUGGAAUGAAUGGAGAUCUUUUGAUAAUUAAUUUAUACAAUGGAAACCUAUAUAAAUAGACCAUAAAUUCAAAAAGACAUUUUAUCAACCAUGUACAUUUCUAUCAUAAUUAUCUUAUCACUAAUGAUAAUGGUGGAUACAUUAAGAUAUUUGAUUAUUAAAAUGGACUCAAAGAAAUAUUCUCAUAUGAAGAUAAAGCUUCAGUCAAUCUUACAACUGUUAAUGAGAAUAAAUAAUUAGCAUAUUGUGGUGAUAGACUAGGAUUAAAUGUUUUAGAUGUUCUAUCAGGUUAAAUGAUACAUACAUUGGAUCCACAUAAUGAAUUUGGUUUUGCUGUAGCAUUUAAUCCCUGUAAAAGUUAUGAACUUGCAUCAUCAAGUGAGGAUGGAUCAGUUGUCAUCUAUGAUUUGCGUUCUCCAAAACAUCCACUUUAAUAAUUUAUUGGAUCAGAUUUCCCAAUAUACAAUGUAACAUAUUAGCUUAAUGGAUCUCAUUUAUUUAUGGCUGAAUCGAAUUCCUAUUUGCAUAUAUUGAAUACGUAAAAAAUUGAUUUAUUAAUUAGUACUCUUUAUGAUACUGUUUAAACUAUUAAAGUAUAUGGAGAAGUCUCAGGAAUAGUUAAUGAUGUUUAUGAUGAAAAUAGAUUCUAUUUUAGUACAAGCUGUCAUUAUGGUGAUGGAAUUUGUGAAUUUGCUAAAUGA
Paramecium pentaurelia is the source of this 1098-nucleotide messenger RNA. NCBI's taxonomy places the organism in Eukaryota, Ciliophora, Oligohymenophorea, Peniculida, Parameciidae. The record is from the annotation of a GenBank genome assembly.